Molecule: messenger RNA, 798 nt
Organism: Naegleria lovaniensis
Lineage: Eukaryota; Heterolobosea; Eutetramitea; Acrasida; Naegleriidae
Exons: 2
Coding region: 1-798 (265 amino acids)
Source: RefSeq, a predicted model, not a curated record
AUGUCUGCUCAUGGACAAGAAUCCUCCGUCAUUAUUGAAAGUGCUUCUCAAAGCAAGGCUUACAUUGGUGUUCAUGCCGCUUCUGGCAUCCUAUCAUUCCUCGUUGCAAAAGGAAUUUUACUCGUUCCUAUGCAAAAUAUGAAAACUCGGGAGCAAUUCUCUGCACAAUUAAUAUCGGAUCGUCAUAUUGCUUUGCCACCUCCUUGGUUUUUGGGUUUGGGUGAAGAAUUGUGUAUUCAAUUCUCAGGAUUCUUCUUGCGGGUAGGCUUGAAUUCACUUUCUGCUAAAUGGAAUUUACAAAUUCCCAGUGUUGCAACAAGCAUGUUGAGUGAUGUGAUUACAUAUCCUCUCGUUGCAAAGAGAGUGAGAAGUGUGGUGAAUGGUUAUGGUGGAUGUAUUGGAGUUCAAUCCGCAUGUCCUGGUGGCGAUACUUGGGCUAAUUGGCUCAUCUCUGUGGGAACUUUUGUGUUGUACGGCGUAGUUGAAGAGAGUUUAUCGAGUGUCAUUUUCGAUAACUUGCUAAGCAAGUAUUUGCCAUUUGACACAGCAAGCAGUUUGUAUGCUGAGAGAUUAGCUCAGUCAUUAUCGUUGGGACUCGCAAAAUUGGUAUUGACACCAUUGGAAGCUCUGUACAAACAUCAAAUGUAUUUUGGUAGCGGUCAUGUUCCUCAUACGAAGAGAGAGAAUUUGAGAAGUCUGUAUAAGGGAGCUUUAUUAGGAUUUGGAGAAAGUCUUUCUUUGAUUUAUUUCAAAUAUGCAGUGUAUAAGAGUUUGAGUGAAUUGGGCUCAUCGAAAUGA